GGUUAAAAUAAUAAUCCACAUUCGACGACGGGUCUUUGUUGGCGCAGCUAUCGAAACCGUUCCACUGUCAGUGGCGUGGUGUAUUAUUCCUCACGCAGGUACCGGGCGCAGGACGACAGACACCGAUAGCUGUAGAGAUACCUGUCAGGUGCUCGGAUCAUACCUGCUCUCACCUAUGUAAACACAGACACGUGUUAAUGUGUGUCGUGAUGGUAACCCGUCGUCUGAGGUUCGCUUCCUGGCAACAACAUGCUCAAAGAGAAUUACGACGCUAGCAGACCGUUUUCUUGCGGAUUGUCUGUCAUCCAUUAGAAGAAACAAAAACGAUGUCUGGUUUGGACACGAACAUAUCACUACUCUCUGUCACCUAAAUGCCCAGGCUUGGUCGUCCCAUACACGGCGGGUUUCCGAGGAUUGAGAAAACACAGAGCAAGGAGGAAAACGCCAUGAUGCUGAAAAGACUCGUCAAAGAUGGGUCACGUGUCAAGUUCGAGAUGGACAACCCGAUUAAAACGUCGCUCAGUCUGCCGCAUAUCUACCUCCCUCGACUUCUCAGACAGAAAACAGACAAAGAUCCAGACACCGAGCUGGGAACAGCAUUGCAGAAUCUGGCCGAUUUCACGGGUAUAGAUGCAGAGGGUGAGCUGCCGUUAAAACUGGCCAGAAAUGAAGCAAAGGAUCUUAUUAUGAGAAUAGCCAGGUGCAUGAGGACUGAGAAAAACGGAUUCGAGUUCAAACACCCGGUUCUGGUCGACUGUUACCCUCACUGGGAGCAGUCCAACAUGGAGGUGGCAUAUCUCUUCCCGGUAAUUCUGCCUCGGAUCACUCUCCGAUUCCACCAGCCUGGGUGCGUGGUCGUCGAGCUGCCCAGCAAGGCAGACAUCUGCACGCCGAGCGAGGUGUCCUCCAGCAAGUCUGAGAACGGAAUCCCGCACGUCGACCUCAACAAACUGCGAGCCAAGGACGGAACACAUCUCUCUUUGAAGAAAACCUACAUCAUGUUCGCCAAGCUCAUCAAGCGGAUUCUCAAAGUGUGCGGUGUUGUCGCGGAAAGGGUUAAAGUGGGACACUGCGAGUCUGGAUAUUACCUCACCGUGGAGCUCAUGAACUAUGGAUGGGCUGGGUGGAAGCUGCAGAUCAUCCCGGCGAUCUACGUCAAGACCAACAUGUUCCUCAUUCCCAAAAUCUUCUUUCAGGGAGAGAGCGUUCCAUCGGACAUUCACUGGCGCGUGAGCUGGGUCGUCAGGGAGAUGGAGAUCCUCGGCUGCAUCUCUCUCACGGACAAAGGCUCGCGUGUGCGCGCCCUGCGUGUCGUCUGCAAACUGUGCCAGACGGACUGGCGUCUGUCCGAACUGAGCCCGUACCACGUGCAGACGGCGCUGCUACACGAUGUCGACCACCACGUGGACACCUCGCCGCGCUGGCAGAGGUUCACGCUGGAGAAGUGCGUCAAGUCGCUGCUCGGCCGUCUGCUCACGCAAGUGCGGCGAGGGUCUCUGCCACACUUUCUCAUCGAGGGGAUCGACCUGUUCGAGCUGGUGAAUCCUCGGAAAAUGGCGUUGUGGAAGAGCGCCCUCGCGAGACUGACAUCCAGUGACAACGCCCUGCUCAGUCUGACGCACAGGGCCAUGUUAGGGGACAAGCAGACAGAGUUAUCCUUCCCGAAAUUCCUCGAUAUGUGAUACAUAUACACAACACUGUGGAGGUGUAUAUAUUCAUAAUACUGUAGCUCUGUGCAAAGUGAAUGGUUCACAGAGCUGGAUCAGCUUUAUAUGUUCACAUUUAAAUUAAAACAUAGUCAUAUA
Gigantopelta aegis is the source of this 1805-nucleotide messenger RNA. RefSeq lists its product as uncharacterized. The transcript is spliced from 2 exons. Bases 372 to 1682 code for a protein of 436 amino acids. NCBI's taxonomy places the organism in Eukaryota, Metazoa, Mollusca, Gastropoda, Neomphalida, Peltospiridae. The record is from RefSeq and is a predicted model, not a curated record.